CGCGAAGAAACAUCCUUUGUAUAUUCAAAUUUGUAAACAUAUGAUGCGCGCUUUUUUCGUGGAUAUAUGUCGUCUAAUCGAAUGUUGAUGAUAAACAAAAUAUUGUUAUAGAUCUAGUUAUGGCAUUGAUUUUGUAAUCAACUAUCAAUAAAAUGUUUGGAAAAAUCGUUGUUAUUAAGAGAACUGGGGCAGAUGGGGCCCACUUUCCGUUGACAUUAAACACUUGCCUUUUUGGGAGAGGCCAGCACUGUGAUAUUCGUAUUCAAAUGCCAGAUGUCGAGAAUGAACAGUGUGUUGUUAAUGUUGAUGAAAAAGGACAUGUUUUUUUGACAAAUUUAAGUAAAGAGAAUCCAACACAUAUCAAUGACAAGGCUUUAGCAGCAGACUGCUUGACUGCACUCUCUCAUGGGGAUAUUAUAACCAUUAUUGAUAGAAAAUUCAGAUUCGAAUUUCCUUCUGAAUCACAAUUUUAUCCCAAAUCUCCUAGAGCAAAAAGUCCCAAAUCUCCAAGAAAAUCUAUUGCAGUUGGUGAGUCAGUGGUUGGAUUGAAAAGUCCUGCAAAAUCACCUCAAAAGACUCCAAGACCACUCACACCAAGAACAGAAAAUGUGCCAGUGAGUGCAGUUUAUUCCAAAUCACCACAAAAACAAACCAACAAAACCCCAUUAAAGGACGUACUGACCAAUGAAGUCAACACGUCCAGUAACAAUUCCAACUCUAUCUCACAGUAUCUCAUGUCUCCUGCUUCCUUUUAUAAUUCAACCCCCAAGGGUUUAAAGAGGCUGUCUGAGGCUCAGCAACACAAGUUCACAUCCGUCCAAGGAAUGACACCUGGGACUUCUUUUCAAGCUGCCUCUCCAGUGCUGCAAGCGAACAUAGAAACUAUUUCUUCACCAUUGCCAGGAAAGAAGACUGGCGGAACUCUCUACACUAGAACCAAUGAAAGCUUGCAAAAAAGUAUUAAUCUAUUGAAACGGCGAUCCAUGCCAUUAUUUGAGCGGGACGAAGAAAGUAAAAGUGAACCAAUAUCACCAGAAGUUCCAGUAAUUGAAACGAACAAGUCCAUAACACAGGACAGAAAAAGAAAGUCGUCUACUUUUGUAAUGUUGAAUGCCAGAAAUAAGAGAGUAUCUUUUGGACCCAGUUUAAGCCCUGAACAUUUUGAUAAAACUUUACCCCCAAAAACACCAAUUAAAAGAGGUGCAACCCCCACAAGACUUAAUCCAGGAAGGAAAUCACUUUUGAAACGUCAGUCACCUAAAAGUUUGGCAUUACGAAAAACACCUUCACCUCGACGAUCAUCUUCAAACAAUGUAAAUUCAGAGACUGCAUCUCAGGAGAAUCGGGAUGAAAGUCCAUUUAAACAAGGAUCUGCUAAAAAGUCAGUAGGAAAGAGAGUUUCUUCUGCUUCACCACUUCCAGUUUUAAGCUUAGAGGAGAAGACUAAGGAAGUCAUUACUCCUGUCCAAGUGCAGUCUCCCAGAGGAUCACCUCGUUCAAGAUCUCUGACUCCCAUCCUUCAAGCAGAAAAUGUCACUCCAUUAUCAAGUAAAAGAGAAAACAGUAUCACUCCUAAAAGCAGCUUAGCUAAUAGGAGCCUUGCUUCAAUUACAGAUUCUCCAUUUUUAUCUCAAGACCUGUUUUCUCAAAAGAGUCCUGUUGCCGCAAACAUCUCUCUUGCUUCAGAGAAAAGUCCAACUUCUGCCAGGAAGAAAUCACCUGUUGCUGCAAACACCUCUCUUGCGUCAGAGAAAAGUCCAACUUCUGCCAAGAAGAAGUCAGCCCCCAGAGGCAAAAGUGAAGGGCCACAAAAUUUAAUAAAAGAUAAUUUGAAUACCAAGAGGCAAGUGGAAAAACGAGCCAGAUCUUUAGGAACUAUUCCACUGGUUCUAUCACCACUAUCAUCCUUCAAAGCCAAACAUGUAAGACUUUCUGGACCAAGCCCUAUUAGUGUGGUCACAUAUAAGAAAACACCUGUUGUUAAAAGAGCUGGAAAGAAGUCUGGCGACAAGACAGACUUAAUAAAUAAAUCUGUUAAUCUUACUGGGAUUAAAGAAUUGGUUAAAACCCCAAAAGCCCUUUCAACUAAUGAUAGUUUUUCUGGCUUGUCAGAUUUGUUCACUACACCUGCUGGUAAGCAGGAAGCUGCAAUGAACACUUCAGCUGAUUUGUUAAAUGUAUCUGGAAAACAUAACCGCACCCCUAGGAAGAGCCUUGUUGGGAUUCAGAAAGAACAGUUAGAUUCCAGUUUGUCUGGAAUGUCUAGUCUGUUUAAAACUCCUGUAAAUAAUGUGGAGGCUUCGUUGAACAAAAUUAAUGUUGAAAUACCAAAAUCUGUUUCUGCAAUCAAAAGAGCUUGCACUCCAGAUAGGAAUUUGACCAAGACACCUGUUGGUCAGCCAGUAGAUGUUAGCUUUUCUGGAAUGUCAAAUAUGUUUUCAACACCCACUGACCAUUUGGAUGAAUUAGAUGGACACAGAGCAACGGCUAAUUUGACUGAAGUUGUCAAUACUCCUGCACUAGCUACACCUACCAGAAGCCGUACUCCUAACAAGACCAUUAAGUCACCUCAAGCUCAGCCUGAGGAUAUAAGCUUCACUGGCAUAUCUGACGUCUUUAAAUCACCUGAUGUCCAUAUGAAUACUUCACAAAGCAGAAUUAAUACUCCUAAAUCUCUUUCAAAUAAAAAAUCAGCAAAGGCUAAGACCCCUAUAGCAGCAGAGUCUAGUUUGGUUGAUAUAUCUGAAUUAUUUAAAACUCCUAUCCAACACUUGAGUGAAGCCAAACAGUCAACACCUAAAUCAGAAGUUAUAUCAGAGAAAAGAAGUAGAACACCUAAAAAAUUCUUUGAUGAAAUUUCACCACUCUCCUCUUACAGAAAAAAGCAAAGCAAUGAAAUGUCCACCUUGGGAAAUAAGUCACCCUUGGAAGUACCACUGGCUCAAAACAAGUCAACAGUUAGGACACCAAUGUCACAAAAGAAAUCACCUCUAAAGACACCAAUGUCACAAAAGAAAUCACCAAUAAAGACACCUUUGACUCAAAAGAAAUCACCUCUAAAGACACCUUUGACUCAAAAGAAAUCACCUCUAAAGACACCAAUGUCACAAAAGAAAUCACCAAUAAAGACACCUUUGACUCAAAAGAAAUCACCUCUAAAGACACCUUUAACUCAAAAGAAGUCCUCAAGUCAAGAGACACCUUUGAGUGAAAAGACUGAUCUAGCCCAAAAGAAAACAUCUAGGGUGGAAAAUUCUGCAGGGAAAAUAAAAUCCCCACCUCAAGACAAGAAUAAAGUUGUAGCACUUCGUGCUAUUCAUGCCCAUGUUGCCACUCCAAAAUUUGCUGCUUUAGCCAAGUCACCCUCUGCAACUCCCAGAUCAAGUAGAAAGAUGGCAUCUGUCAAAAAAACCAUCAGAACAUGGUCUGAUAUAGUGAAGUCUGGAGUACCUAAAUCUACUACUGUUGUAAAGCCUUCAGUUUUCAUUUCUAAAGUUACAGCUGCUAAAAAGACGCAUAAAAUUCCAUUAAAACAAUCAGUCAAAACACCAAAAACCCCUCGUGCUCUAGCCAGGGCAUUAGCUCCCACUACUGGUCAUGCCGAGUCUCCUGCUACUAUUCUAGUUGGAAAGAAGUUGACAAUGAGAGCAAAGACUCCCAAGCUCUUGCCAAGGAAAGGAAGGAAACAGUCUGCGAGCAAAAUGUCCAGAGUUUCUGUUGGCAAUACAAGCUUUUCUGGGCUACCCGAUAUGUUUAAAACCCCAGAAGCAACUUCCUCUGCUGAUACAAGUGCAUUAUAUGAUCAGAUUCCAGAUACGCCAAAUGGACCCAAUGAAAUGUUUGUAUCUCCACUGUCAGAGACCAAAGAAAAACGGAGAAGCGCUAAUUUAGUUGGAGUGCGCGAACUCUUUACGUACAAGAAGCGUCAGUCCAUGAAUCUGGUUGGGGUGAAGGAGCUUAUGAAAAGUCCAAAAUUACCUGGUCGACAUUCACUCUCUCCUACUGCAUUAACACGUCUGAUGAAGACCCCUCAUGCAGCUCAGAAACCUAGUCAAUCUAAGUCCAUGUCAAAAAUCUCCCCAGUUAUAACUCCUUCAGGCUUGAAGCGUAUGAUGAAAGUUCCUACCUAUGUUAGCCCUUCAGGGGUAGAGACUUUAUUCACUGAAGUUAAGGAUGCAACCCCAAAGUCUUCUAGAAAAGGGAGACUAUCCAAGACUCCCAAAGAGGAUGCUUCUGGUCCAAAAACUGCACCUACAGAAAAUGAAAAUUCAAGUGUUGUUUCUAAUGCAUCAUCUGAAAUCAAACAAACUAAAACUGGCAGAAAACGAAAGGCUGGUGACAUUGCUAUACAAGCUCCUUUAAAAAAAAUGAGAGCUUCCUCUCAAGAAAUUGACGAGAUGAAAGAAGUGGUUGCCGUGAAAAAAGGUCGAGGCAGAAAGAUGAAAUCUCCAGAGAAAACUGCAACAGAGCUUGAUAAGGGUCAGGACCAAGUAAAGAUUACUUAUGAGCCUGCCCAGAAAAACCUAAAUGCUGAGAAUGCUAUAGUUCCAGAAAAAGAGGAAGUUAGUGUCUCUUCUGUAAUUUCACCUGUUGCCAGAAGAGGUCGUCCAAAAGCUAAUUUAAAAGUAGUCACCGCACAAGAAGCUGAACCCAAACCCACUGCAGUAGCUAAACGCCAUGGACGUGGAAAGGCAUUGUCUGUGAAUGUUGACCUUAACAAACCUGGUUUAGAGGAGUCUUUGACAGAAAUAUCAUCUCAGGAUAAAUUUAAAGACUCUGCUCCCAAGAGAGGGCGUGGAAAGGCUUCUUCUAAUCUCAUGGUGGUUACUACUGAAGAAGUAGAAUCACAACCCACUGCGUUAACUAGACGUCAGGGACACAGUAAAGCUGUGUCUGCAAAUGUUGAUGAACAAAAUAAAACUAGUUCAGAAGUCUUUGUGGCACCAUCAUCCCAAGUUGAGCUUUCAGUUGCUACAGUCAAAAGAGGGCGAAGAAAUGUUUCAAAUCUCCCUACAGAUGAAUUUCAACCUGAAGCCAAUGCUAAACUUCGGGGGAGGAAGGGCAUUUUAACUGUAAAUAUUGAUGUUUCUAACAAAACUGGUCCAGAAGAAUCAGUGGUUCCUCAUCAAGCAGAACCUACUAUUGCUGCCCCCAAAAGAGGACGAGGACGUCUUGCUUCAAACAAAACAAUUUUAACAGAUGUUCCUGGCAAAGCUAGUCCAGAAGAGUCUGUGGUUCCACAUCAAGCUGAACCUACUAUUGCUGCCCCCAAAAGAGGACGAGGACGUCUUGCUUCAAACAAAACAGUUUUAACAGAUGUUCCUGGCAAGGCUAGUCCAGAAGAGUCUGUGGUUCCACAUCAAGCUGAACCUUCUGCUCCCACAAGAGGACGAGGACGCUCUCCUUCAAAGAAGACUGAUGUUCCUAACAAACCUGGUCCGGAAGAGACUGAACCUACAACUGCUCCCAAGAGAGGUGGGCGACGUGCUGCUCAAAAAGAUGAACAACCAGAUUUAAACAGUCAAGACAAACCCAAGGAAAACCUUGCAUCAGUUUCCAAGCGUAGAGGCAAAGGAAAAGACAUGAGUACUAAUGAAACUGUUGAAAUAAUUGAGCAAGUUGCUGAACCUCAAGCCAGAAAAGGCAGAGGAAAAGUCAAGAUAUCAGAGCCUGUGGAAACAGUAACAAGGUUAGGAAAGACAAGCGUUUCAGAUAAUGAACCUGUAAAAGAGACUAUACUAACACAAGAGCCUGUCAAAAGCAAGAGAAGAACUAAGGCACCAGAAUCAGAACAAAUAUCAAAAUCUGCAUCAAUUAAAGCAAACAAGAGCAAAGUCAAAUUCAGUGUGUCUGAACUAGUUGAAGCACCUAGCAUAGAGGUAGCCACUAGAAGAGGAAGAAACGAAACUGAGCCAGUUCCUAGUGAUGUUAAAAUUGCUGCUAAAAAAGGCAAAGGAAAUACUGUCACUGCAUCAUCUGAAGUUGAUACCUCAGAAGUGAAGUCCACAAGGACUGGAAGGGGUAAGAAACCUUCAGUCAUUACAACCAUUGAAGACACAGUUGCUAAGAUAGGGCUAGAUGUUGAGCCUGUUUCAUCCAGCAGUGAUGUUGCUGUACCAGCUGUAAAGUCCUCCAGAUUAGGAAAGAACAAAGCUGCAUCUAAUGUUGUCCAUGACAUCCCAUUGAGCAUAGAAAAUGAUACCAGUAGGGGUAAGCUGAAAGCUGAUGAGCCUGUCACAUCUUCUAGUGAUGUUGCACAAGUAAUUGAUACAACAAAACAGCAAGAGAAUGUUGGGAAGGCAACCAAGCAAGGCAGGGGUAGACGCAAUGCAUCCCCUGUUAAAGAACAACCCACACCCUCAUCUCCUGUUAGAGGCAGAAAGACAGGGCAGGCGACCAAGCAAGGCAGGGGUAGACGAAUUGCAUCCCCUGUUAAAGAACAACCCACACCCAAAUCUCCUGUUAGAGGCAGAAAGACCGGGCAGCUAACCAAAGCUAGCCAUUUAGAGACAAUUCCUGCAUCUGCAGAGUCACAACCCCACACUGGUGGAAACAAAAGAUCAACUAUAAAGAAUGAGCCCACAUCUUCAGAGACGAUUCUCUCUGAGAAUUCUGCCCCUAUUGCAAAGUCAAAAGGAAAAGCUAAAGAUGUGACUAAUUUACCUUCUAGAAGACAAGGAAGAAAUACAGGUACAGCAGAUGCUGCACCUGCUGAAAAGUCCACCAGAGCUAGGAAAAGGGCUUUGAUCACUCCAGAUGAUGAAAAAUCUACCCAUGAGGUAGACGCUUCUCUAAGCAUGAGAGGAGGGAAAAAAGCAAAAUUAGAAUUGGUUCCACUUAAAGACAUUCAGGCUUCGCCUGUGCCCCACCAGCAGAAAGCUGGAGCUAAGCGUGGGAAGAAAUCUAACAAUGUUGAGUCUGAACACGCUGUUCCUGCUAAGCAAAGCAAGUCCUCAGCCAAUGCUAAUACAACUUCUACCUCCAACUCAAAACCCACAAGAUCAUCUAAGUUGCAAGACAUAAUGGAAUCUACCAUUGAAACAAAAUUACCAGCCAAAGCCAGGGCGACCAGAGUAACAAAAGACAAGGCAAGCCUACCAGAGCCUGUGGAAGUCAAACGUUCAACCAGAGGCAAAAGGAAAUAAAAAAAAGUCUUGACUCAUGAGGUUUCCAUUCCAUUUCAGUUUUCACUCAUACGUUAACUAAUUUUACUAGUACGGGGGGGUAUGUACAAAAAAAUUUGUGAGAGGCAUCAGUUUGCUAUAAUAUUCCACAAGUUUUAAGUACUUAUAAUUGUUACUACCUAUAGGGCAUUCAGCUCAUGAGGCAAGAAACAGAAAUAUGAUAGCUGCCUUUAUCAUGUAUUUACCAUUUGUAUCAUACUGUUAUUUAUAUACAUAUAUAUUUUUCUAUAUGGUUUGUAUUAUUCAUUGCACUUUCAAGUUCCAGGAUUUUUAGCUAUGUGACAGUAUAGUCGAUUUUUGUAUGUAUAUACUUUUAUUGAACUCAGUAUCUUUCUCAUUACAUCAAGUCAUGUUUAUCAUUACGUUUAUAUGCCUAUAAACUAAGUAUUUGUAUUUUAAAUUACAAAUGUUGUAUUUGAAAAGUUUACCCAUAAUUUCUCUGGCUUCUUAAAGAAAACACUCUUUAUAAAAUGUCCUACCCUCUUGUAUUUUUUUAAGAUAAGAAAUGGAAGAUUAAAUAUGUGCCUGUUUUAAUGUUAGCUUUAAAGAGAGAGUGUUUGAGUUGGUUUCUAUUGCUCUGAAGUUUAGGUAUUCAAAACUAGGUUGAACUGAUUCCAUCAAAUAAGAAAAGAACUAAAUUUAAAGAAAACUCCUAUUUAAGCUGACUCAAAUAAUGUUCAUAAAACCAUUAUUCAUUGUUGUAUUAAAAUUAAAAAGAAAAUUUUUUUUUUUUUUCAUUUGUAGAUACAUUGGCUUGUAAAUAAAAUAUAAAUAUAUAUGCUUAGAGUUGUUAAACUAUCUUUAGUCCUCUGGUGGUUUCAGAUUGAAAUCAUCAUAUUUAUGUUUGAUUUUAUUGCCACUCAAGUUUUUAUUUUUAUUUUUUUUACUCAAACUUUAACAGCAUGGUUCUUGCCGCUCCUGUUUCCAAUGUAAUGUAAAUGGCCUAUAUGUCUUUUCUGAUCCUGUUCCAAUGUUGAAUCAGAUUAUUCAAUUUGAUUUCUAAUUUUGACUCUGAGGCCUUACCUUGAAGUGUUCAAUUUAUUUUUUUUUUAGUUUUGAAAUUCAAAUACAUCCAUUGUAUUCAUUAAUUCAGUUCUACUCAUUGCUGUUACAUUUUUUUUGUUCAGAUCUUUUUCAAAUUGAUUCUUUAAAUAAUUAUCUGUGUACCUUUAUUGACAUUGAUGUGAAAGCCUGUAUUUAGUUUUCUGUUUUCAAUGAAAUAGUUUUGUUAAAAAAUAUUUUUUUUUAGUUUUCUUUUGCCUUACAGUACUGGUACUAUGUAAAUAGGUUUGUUUGUUUUUUUGUUUUAUAACCAACAUUACAGUUCCCCACAUAAUAGAAUUGUUAUAUGUUGGAGCUGUUAUUAUUAAAGAUGCCAUAUUUGUUUUCGUAGGUUGUUUGGUCAGGAAUUAAGUUCGUUCAAAGUACUGGUCAUUGAAAGCUUAUUGGGACUGAUACUUAAAAUGAAUUAACUUUUUUUUUUUGUUGCCUGUUUUUCUGCAAACAGGGUUUUUUUUUUUUUGGUUCUAUAAUUUAAUGAAAUAGAACUGCAAUAAUUGAUAAGAACAAUAUCUACCGGUAUAUUAAUAAAUGCACUUUAACUUGAUUAGAAAGUUCAAACCAUUUAAAAGUUGAAACUUGUUUUGAAAUGUAAUUGGGAAAAAACAUUUUCGAAAUAGAUUUUCAAAUCAUUCAA
Molecule: messenger RNA, 8880 nt
Organism: Biomphalaria glabrata
Lineage: Eukaryota; Metazoa; Mollusca; Gastropoda; Planorbidae
Product: proliferation marker protein Ki-67-like
Exons: 13
Coding region: 153-7145 (2330 amino acids)
Biological process (GO): regulation of mitotic nuclear division; regulation of chromosome segregation
Cellular component (GO): nucleus; chromosome
Molecular function (GO): protein binding
Source: RefSeq, a predicted model, not a curated record